Sturnus vulgaris (Common starling) is the source of this 2827-nucleotide messenger RNA. It is a transcript of the gene MOSPD2, whose product is annotated as motile sperm domain containing 2. The record is from RefSeq and is a predicted model, not a curated record. Lineage: Eukaryota; Metazoa; Chordata; Aves; Passeriformes; Sturnidae. Gene Ontology annotation, cellular component: endomembrane system; endoplasmic reticulum-endosome membrane contact site.
GCUGCUGGAGCCGCCUCAGUGCGGGCGGCGCGGGCGGACCCGCUGGAUCAUGGCUGAGCAACGACAGGACAAGGCGGCGCUGAUAAGCGAGACCCGGCGGCGUUUCGAGGCUGAGUACCUGCCAGAUAAAUCAGAUAAAUAUGAUUCUAGAGAUGUGGAAAGACUUCAGCAAGAUGAUAAAUGGGUUGAAAACUACUUGAUUUGGCGUCAUGAUGUUGUGGACGAUACUUUAAAGAUGAUUGAUGAAAGCUUUCAGUGGAGGAAAGAAUACACAGUUAAUGACUUGUCAGAAUCUGUCCUUCCAAAAUGGUUGUUUGAAAUUGGUGCUCUCUUUCUGCAUGGAUAUGAUAAAGAGGGCUAUAAGUUAUUUUGGUUCAGAGUGAAACAUCAUACAAGAGAUCCUAAACAGCAACUCGAAAAAAAGAAACUUGUUGCUUUUUGGUUAGAACAUUAUGCCAAGAGAGAUCAUGGAAAGCCCUUGACAGUGGUAUUUGACAUGGCUGAAACUGGAAUCAGUCACAUAGACUUGGAUUUUGUCCGGUUUAUUGUCAACUGUUUUACAGAUUAUUACCCAAACUUCCUCACAAAGAUAGUAAUAUUUGAAAUGCCAUGGAUAAUGAAUGCUGCUUUUAAAAUUGUGAAGGGUUGGCUUGGCCCAGAUGCAAUAAGCAUGUUAAAGUUCACAAACAAGAAUGACGUGCAGGAAUACAUCAGUGGAGAGUAUCUGCCACCUCACAUGGGUGGAACUGAUUCUUUCAAGUACAGUUAUCCUCCAUUGGUUGAUGAUGAUUUUCAAACUCCUUUAUGUGAAAAUGGGCCCAUUACAAGUGAAGAUGAGCAUGAAAGUAAAGAAGAGAUAGAUGCAGACACCAAGGAGGCUGGAGAGCUGAAUGAAGCACAAAACCUUAAUCAGAAAAAGAUGAAUUCUAUAGAACAAAUUUCCAAAUCAGAGGAAACUGACAAAACAGAGGUCAAACCAAAAAAUGCAAAGAAAGCAUUAACUACUUUUAAAGGACCUUUAUUACAUAUCAGCCCAGCAGAAGAGCUAUAUUUUGGAUCCAAGGAAACUGGAGAGAAAAAAUGUUUGAUAGUUCUCACAAACGUCACUAAAAAUGUAGUGGCUUUUAAAGUGAGAACAACUGCACCUGAAAAAUACAGGGUUAAACCCAGUAACAGCAGCUGUGAACCUGGCACAUCAUUAGAUAUAAUAGUUUCUCUUCAUGGUGGUUUUGCAGCUUCUUUGCAGGAUCGUUUCCUUAUAAUGGCAGCAGAAAUGGACCAGUCUUCUGGAGCAGGUGUGCCAGAACUGACUCAGUUUUGGAAAGAAGUCCCUAGGACCAAAGUGAUGGAACAUAGGCUCAGGUGUCAUGUCAUAGAAAGUAGUAAGCCCUCUUCUCUGACAUUAAAAGACAAUGCAUUUAAUAAUCCAGCAAAAACUAAUGAAGAUUUACAUAUACAGCUAACUCAUUUACUGCAGAUUAAUAGACGUCUUGAGGAGCAGAUGAAUCGCUGCCUCUGGUUCCAGCAGCUGUCAGUUGUUUUAUCACUGCUAUCAGUUACUGUUGCUGCCUUCUGCUUCUACCUGGCGAAUGCCCAGAGAAGCUAAAAAGAAUUGCUGUGCCCUGGAUGUGCUGCUGCCUGUCAUGGUUCAUUGGAGUCAAAAAGAUUGCAGUGUUGCACUUCUGCCAAAAUGAAGUUUGUGAGCCUACAGCAAUGAACAAGGAACAGUUCACUGGGGAAAAAAAAGAUAGAAGAAAUGAAUGACCAGCAAACAAAAUUACUGAAAUUAUUGUCUAAGUUGAUACUUACAAUAGGGCAUGAGGAAGAUGUUAAAGCUAGGACCUAUUUUCACUGUACAACUCAAUAAAAACUACUGACCUGGAAGGAGGAAACCAAAUACAACAUUAUUUAAGACUGUUGUGCUUUUUCCCCCUCUAUUCAACUACUUUAAAUGCAAUAUUUAAUUUCUUUUCAUCGUAUUCAUUCUUACAUUCUGAAUCACUCCCAUAGAAGAUGCAAGCAGUCAACUUAGUGUAUUCCAAGGUUAAUCUGUUCAUCCAGGAAAGUUUACAGAAAUUAUGUAGUACAGGUGGAUUUUUUUAUAUAAUCUGUGUAUAUACAUGCACAUAAAGGAAGACAUUUGUUGUCAGUAAUGAUUUUGAUAAUUCACUCAUUGUUCUUAUUGGUUAAAUUCAUUAUUUUUGUGCUUCUUCUAAAUGAAAAGUUAUUGUAAACGUUUCUUACCAUGUAAAAUACGCACAAGACAAGACACUAUUCCUAUUCUCUUGUUUUGUUUUUUUUUGGAAGGCACUUCUAUUCAAAUUACAGGAGGAGUGUGGGAGCUGACUUCUUUACUGUGAUGUCCUAUUAUUGGUUCAUAAAAAGGCUAUUAAAUAUUCAGUGUAAGAACUUAGUCUGAGUUGUGCAAUACGGUUAAAUUACAUAUGAAAUUUUGAAAAAAAGCAAGUCAAAUCAGAAAGAUUAAAUACACUUGAAGGCAACAUAAAAGUAUUAUAUCUGCCAUUUCACAGAAAUUGUGUAAAUGGUGCAUGAAGCUAGAAAGAACUUUGCUAACAAGGAUUCUUUGUACUCAUUACUGUAAAUAUGUACAUUAAAAUAAUAAAAACUUAAAAGGAGACUGAUGGUAUCUUUCAUACACUUAAAAUUUUCACUCUUUAAGAGAUUUGAAAAUUUAAAAUAAUUAUAUUACUUGAAUUAAUUUUUUCUACAAAUUGGCUUUGUAACAGAUUUAUUAGUUUUGUCUGUUAAAUUCAAUAGAUGAGAAGUGAUUAUUAAGGAAAAAUAAAGGUCAUACUCUGCUUCUGUC